Hylaeus anthracinus is the source of this 6114-nucleotide messenger RNA. Its product is annotated as insulin-like peptide receptor. The transcript has 8 exons. Gene Ontology annotation, cellular component: axon; insulin receptor complex. Gene Ontology annotation, biological process: positive regulation of kinase activity; multicellular organism development; positive regulation of phosphatidylinositol 3-kinase/protein kinase B signal transduction. Gene Ontology annotation, molecular function: ATP binding; insulin receptor activity; insulin receptor substrate binding. The coding region runs from base 1016 to 5260 and encodes 1414 amino acids. NCBI's taxonomy places the organism in Eukaryota, Metazoa, Arthropoda, Insecta, Hymenoptera, Colletidae. The record is from RefSeq and is a predicted model, not a curated record.
UUGUAAACCAAGUUUUCUCGACCGAUAAUGGGAGGACAUGGCAGAGAAUACCCGUGUCUUGACGAUCGAUCGUUCCCCAGCAUGACGAAGGUGCACGAGAAACGUUGGAAAACGGCAUCCUAUCGCACGAAUACGCGCAAACGUGAUUUUGGACUAUCGGCAUGCCGAGUAAUGUGGGACACGGCAGUGGUGCUCGAGUAGUGAUUGUGUUAUCGACGUGUCAUCAUCGCGGCUCGAAUCCACUUCGCAGGUUGGAAUGUACUACGUACCUAUGAGACACGUGACUGCAUCUCAACGAUGAAACCAUGAGGGCCAGGAAGUUCUUCAUCUUCGACAGAAAGCUCUUCUGAACGAAGUCGCGAUGUGAUCAUCGGUGCCUUGAGCUUUCUAAAAAGACUUUGCUAGAAAGCAAAUUGGUUCGCGGGUGUACGGGAUUCUCGUAACCCGGGAAUCCCUCGACGCGAAUCUUUCCAAGAUCCGAGGUGUCGUUCGAAUUUCGGAUCAACACCCGGCGUUCGGAAACGCGAUUUGAUUCCCGUAAGAAGCGAUCGAAGAUCAUCGUGGUCUAUGCGAGAUGAGGAAGGGAGCAUGAAACGUAAAGGUUUGUAACGAGGUCGACGAGGAGCCAUUAACCAAGCAGCUGCAACAGUUGAUCGUUCUUGAUCGUUCGCGCCAAGUAGAAAGUUGAAAUCUUUGCGAAGAAUCGGCGAGCUUGAGAAAACAGAGUCCCGAUUCUUGGCGAGAUUGUUUCAACGGGAAGUAGAGGAGUAGAGCCGAUAAAUCGUUGAACGAGAGGAACGACGGCGACUGCGUUGCCGAUCAUCGAGUCGGUAAUCGAGCCACUCGAGAUUCGUAAUAGUCUCCUUUGCACGUACAAACAGCCGCGACGACAACGAUCGAUUGUCGACCGAUUAAUUGGGAGAAGUGUGCGGAGGUGGAAGAAUCAGAGGGUGGGAUAAUUUAGGAAGGUUUGACGAUAGCCUCGUCAAUAGUACAGUGUCGAUGAGACAAGGAGAUGAGGAUGAGGUGGUGGUCGCUGCUGAUCGUAUUCCUCUGCGUCGCGGCGCGCCUGGCGUGCUGCCAGGAGAAGAGGUGGUCGAAGAUGACAGGGAAUUAUCGCGAGAGAACCGCUAAGGACAAAUACGACCUCGAUUACGCGGACAGAGAGAACGGCGAUCUACGCGAGCAAGGUUACCGCGAACAAGACUCGAUCGACAUUGCCGACGAUUCCGAGUUUUACAAUCAAAUCGUUUCUCACAGGAGCAACAGGGCGAUCGAUGCUUCCAGAUCAACGGAUGUCAAGACGAAAUUGAACCAGCAACCCGGCCAACUGUCGAAUCUCUCCAAACCGAUCGCGAAGUCAACGAGCGUAGCCCGUGAGAAGCAAAAAUUAAAGUUGAAAUCCAUGAUGAUCGGAGACGGUAUCUGUCACAGCUUAGAUAUUAGAAAUAGCGUGGCGUACUUCGCGAUCAUGAAGAACUGCCGCGUGAUAGAGGGUUUCCUGCAGAUCGUCCUGAUCGAGGACAGCACCGAGGCUGAUUUUCAGAACAUACAUUUUCCCGAACUAAGGGAGAUCACCGGCUACCUAUUGCUGUACCGCGUAAACGGCCUAAAGAGUCUCGUCCACUUGUUCCCGAAUCUCGAGGUGAUCAGAGGAAACGUCCUGCUCACCGAUUACGCGUUCAUGUUGUACGAGAUGCAGAAUCUGCAAGAGAUUGGACUGAAGAAGCUCACGGAAAUCUCCAGAGGCAGCGUUCGCAUCGAAAAGAAUCCAGCUCUGUGCUAUACCGAUACCAUCAAUUGGACAGUCAUCGUUUCGGCGGGCGAGAAUGUUAUCAAGGACAACGGGGAAGAAGUUUCUUGUCCUGGAUGUUCUCAUUGUCCAGAGGGUUUCUGCUGGACUGCCCAUCACUGUCAAAGGAUAGAAAUGCCAAAGUGUCACGAUCAGUGUCUCGGGGAGUGUCACGGACCUUCGGAGAACGAAUGCUUCGUUUGCAAACACUAUCGGCACGAAGGGAGAUGCGUCGACAAGUGUCCUAGUCAUCUAAACGCCUAUCUUUCGAGACGCUGCGUCACGAAGGACGAGUGCGUACAAAUUAAUCGUUUGAGAAGGUUACACCUCCUGGAGGAGGGACAAUUUUGGCGACCGUUCAAUGGAACCUGUAUGAUUCAGUGUCCCGAGGGAUACGAGGACGCACUCGACGCGGAAAAUAAAACCACGUGUCGACUUUGCGAAAAUCACUGCCGGAAGGUCGGCCACGGUGCUCUGAUACGGCACAUCUCGGACGCUCAAAGCUUCCGUGGCAUAACCGUGGUGAAAGGUGCUCUGGAGUUCCAGAUUCGAAACGGAAACCCAAACAUAAUGAACGAACUGACCGAAGCAUUCGGCCUAAUCGAAGAAAUCACCGACUAUUUGAAAGUCACUCACUCGUUUCCCAUCACGUCGUUAAGUUUUUUAAAAAAGCUCAGGAUCAUCAAGGGUGAAAACGUCGAUACGAACAAUGCGAGCUUGGCUAUUCUCGAUAAUCCAAAUCUGUCGAAUCUGUUCCCGCCGGAGCAGAAGAUCGAAAUCGAGAGAGGCAAAUUGUUCUUUCACUACAAUCCAAAGUUGUGCCUCUCCAAGAUCAUACAGUUGAGCAAAAUGGUGAACCUGAACUUCUCGGAUCUGGAAGUGCAACCGGAAUCGAACGGUGAGAAGGUAGCGUGCAACAUCGUCAACAUAAACAUCACUGUGAAAUAUCUUGGAGCGGAUUACGCGGACUUGGUCUGGGACAGUUACAAACCACCAGAGGGCCAGCAGCUGCUCAGCUAUCUGUUGAACUAUGUCGAAACGGAGAACGAAAAUAUCAGCUACGAGGCAAACGCCUGCGGCGGUAACAACACCUGGCAAAUAGUCGACGUCGAUAUUCCAAAGCGAAGCUCCACCGUUUCUAAACACAUCAUGAAUUUAAAGCCGUACACCAGGUACGGAGUCUACGUGAAGACCUUCAUGGCCAGGAGCACAGGCUCCUUCGUAAACCCCGUGGGUCAAUCAGAAAUUAUUUUCUUUCGAACGAAAAGCGCCAUACCAUCGCCUCCGAUAAACGUGAUAUCGAUUCCGCUAAGCGACACCGAGAUAUUAGUCAAGUGGCAACCUCCGAUAUACCCCAACGGCCCGAUAGGAUAUUACAUGGUCUCCAGAACCAUAAUACCCGAAGAGGAAGAUUUGAUAUCCUCGCGGGAUUACUGCAACGACACGUUGGAGAACGAGUUCGAGAUCGAACGGGUAGUGCCGCAAGUAACUAUUAAAACGCCGGUUUUGAACGCUGCCUCUUGUUGUGCGAAAAACGCGAGGGCCAACUUGUUCACGUCGAACAAAUUCGAGAUAUUCUGUCAUCAAAAUACAACCAUCAGCUAUAUAUCGCCUGGUUGGAAGGACCAUUGCGUCUACAAUAGCUACAAUUCCAUGGACAAGUUUUACGAGCUGGCAAACAAUCUGUCAUCCUCUUCUCAACCGGGGGACACAUCUGAAACCGACAACUCCAAGUCGCUUGCAAACUUCGGAGACGAAGUCAUCCUUGCUUACAACGUGAGCAACCGAAACAAUUCGUUCGUGAUCAAGAACUUGCGUCACUAUUCGCGAUAUAUCGUCAACGUGGCCGCGUGUGGUAUAAAGAUAGACGACACGCAAAUGUGUUCGUCGAUAGAGUACGCGAGCACCAGAACGAAGAAACGAGAGCACGCGGACGAUGUCUGCAACGUGAAAGUUCGCGUAACGAAUAACACCAUAGUCGAAGUAACGUGGGACUUGGUGAAGAAUCCUAACGCGCUCACGGUUUCGUACACUAUAGAGUACACAAACUUGGAGGUGAGGGAUGCGAAGAAAAGCACAGAGUGCAUACCGCACACGGGUCGCCGCGAAAAGUUCAACAACUAUUUCAUCAAGAACUUGAGUCCAGGCAAGUACAGUUUACGGAUGCGUUCGACGUCGUUAGCUGGAGACGGUGCCUUCUCGGAUCUGGUUUACUUCACCUUAGGCGGCUCGAAUACCGCUCCCAUCACUUUGAUCUCCGUGUUGACUCUCGGCGUUCUCUCCGUAAUCUUGGUUGUGAUGUUCCUAUUCUUGAGGAACGAGCACAAGAAGAAGAAGCAAGAAAGACUGAUAGCCAACGUAAAUCCGGAUUAUAUAGAGACCAAGUAUGUGAUCGACGAGUGGGAAGUGCCCAGAGAGAACGUCGAGAUUCUGGAGGAACUCGGUCUGGGUAACUUCGGUAUGGUGUAUCGCGGAUACUUUGACAAGACCACACCCGUGGCUAUAAAGACCAUCUCAAAGACGGCUAGUCAGCGAGAAAAGAACGAGUUUCUGAACGAGGCAUCGGUAAUGAAAAACUUUUCGACUUAUCACAUCAUCAAGCUUCUAGGGGUCGUGUCCGUAGAGAAUCCUCCGUUCGUAAUCAUGGAGUUGAUGGAGAACGGAGAUUUAAAGACGUAUCUGCGUCGCAUUCGUGACACUCAUCUUGUACCAGACUCGUGUAGGAUAAUGAGAAUGGCGGCGGAGAUCGCGGAUGGCAUGGCCUACUUGGAGUCGAAGAAGUAUGUUCAUCGAGACUUAGCCGCGAGGAACUGUAUGAUUUCGAAGAAUCUCGUCUGCAAGAUCGGUGACUUUGGCAUGGCAAGGGACAUUUACGAGACCGACUACUACAAAAUAGGUAGAAAAGGACUUUUGCCUAUAAGGUGGAUGGCACCCGAGAAUCUCUCGGACGGUGUGUUUACUUCCGACUCGGAUGUCUGGUCCUUCGGCGUGGUUCUCUACGAAAUUCUGACUCUCGCCGAGAUGCCUUAUCAAGGCUUGUCGAACGAGGAAGUACUCACUCACGUACUGCACAAAGGGACUCUGAAUAUACCGCGCAGUUAUCCUGGAAAUAUCCAAAAAAUCAUGGAGAAGUGUUUCAAAUGGCGGCCCAGUGAUCGUCCCACGUUCAUGGAGAUCGUGGCCGAGUUGGAGCCGUUUCUGAGCCAAGACUUUUGCGAGAAAUCGUUCUAUCACUCCGUGGAGGGUGUGGAAAGUCGCAACUCGGGUAUUAAGAAGCCGUAUCAUCCCGCCGCGCCUAUUAGAUUCCAUUGGGGGAACGAGACUGCCAGGUGGGUAAAGGAGUUCGAGGACAACGUGACGCUUCUCGAUCAAACGAAAGCUGGCACCAGUAGAGGUCGUAUCUUCAAAAAUGGUUUCCAACAUUUUGGUAAUGUAUCUAAUCUGGAGAACGUACCUCUCGAUCGAUGAGAUCGGUCACCGCGUACCUAAUUCCUGGCGUGUGUUCUACGAGACCUUCACAGUCACAAACUUGUAGAUACAAUGUACAAACGAUACUCAGGGCAAUAUCGCGAUUGAACCAACGAGUACCAGAUGGACGAUGGAACACACGAACGCGGCUUAUUUGACGUGUUCCAUCGUCGUUGGCGCGACGUCCGCGAAUCGUCUCUCGGAGCUCGUCGACGAAUAGAACUUUGAUGCUGACGAGCCACUAAACAGAUUUUAUCGUUUCUUGUAUCCGAGCGUAUACGUUCCACUCGAAUUAUUCGCGAGCCUAACCAAAAGCGUUUGCGUGUCGCGCGUUGUGCGACGCGACGGACCAUUCAGACGCAAAGAGUGUUUCCUAAAGCGCAACCAAAAGCUCUUAAGCUCUUCAGCCAUGCAAGUCUACGAACCGUUCAUUCCUUGGAAGGGUAACUUUUACCAUUAUCCUUUCGUGUGGAUAUACUUAUCUAGAGUAACCAUUCUCGGACCGUAGAGCCACGCGUUUAAUAGCUGUACCCUCCUAUCGCGCAAAGAACUGAUUAAUUAUAACGAAAUUGCGUCGUCGUAGAAUCGUUUGCUACGUUGUGCAACCAUAUAGAAUCAAUUCUUUAUUAUUCGAUGAUCGUUGAACGUAGAAACGUAGAAAACGUUGGUUGUGGAUAAACGAACGCGUUUGUGGAUAACUUCUUUUUUGUUUGUUUCUUCUUCUUCUUUUUUUUUUUUGUCUGUUAAGUUCGUACUUAGGCGCUGUCCACAACGCCAAGUUCGAUACUUUGAGUUAUUUCUUUUACAAGUGACGUAUAUUAUCGAAUAUUUAAUUAUUUAACUAAGGUACGGGG